Molecule: messenger RNA, 330 nt
Organism: Parnassius apollo (apollo)
Lineage: Eukaryota; Metazoa; Arthropoda; Insecta; Lepidoptera; Papilionidae
Source: the annotation of a GenBank genome assembly
AUGGACGUUUUGAUAAACAAUGUCUGCAUAAUUGCUAUGGGUGGUUUAAAAAACUCAACCAUGGAAGACUACGACAAAAUUAUGUCAACAAACAUGAGAUCUGUUUACUAUUUAACAAUGCUCUCCACUCCGCACUUAAUAGAAAGUAAAGGUUGUGUGGUGAAUGUGUCCAGCAUAGCUAGUAGUGUGCCCAGUACGAUGGCAAUAGCAUACAACGUAUCUAAAGCGGCAAUUGAUCAUUUUAGAAAGUGCGCAGCGUUGGAGUUAGGCCCUGAUGGCGUCAGAGUCAACUCUGUAAACCCAGGCUUCGUGAAAACUAAUUUUUGUUAA